UGAGACUCGACCGACGGCUGAGCCAAGGCUCAGCUCAUCGUCUGCUCUGUCGGGCGAGGGCGAGCCACGGCAACCACGGUGCUGUACAAACCCCUACUGAAGGAUCCCUCCUGCUCUGUAAUUUAGGCUGUACGAUAUCGACGAUCCUUGGUCCUCUCUGGCAGCAACAACAUCAUGUGGCGUACAGAUAUAUCACGGUGUUGUCACUCGUUCGCUCGCCUCACACGAAGUCUCCGGACGCAAGCACGCUACGAUUACGCCCCUCCCGAGGAUGAAGGGGGAGCACCGUAUUGGGCCAAGCCUGCUGGUCUUGCCACCCCGCGCGAGCUAGCGCACUACCUUGACGAGUUCGUCGUUGGCCAAGAAAGGGCAAAAAAGGUGCUAUCCGUUGCCGUGUUCAAUCACUACAACCGAGUGCACGCGAAUAUGUCUAUGCAAGACCCGACUCAGAGUUCAAGCUGGGUAGAUCAACGUGAGGACGAUCCUGUAACACCAGCCAAUGUGCAACCGCAUCCAAAUCGACUCCGGCUACAAUCUAUGAUGCCGUUUCAACCCGGUCACCCUCAGCCAUUGUUUGAGAAGAGCAAUGUACUUGUUAUUGGACCCACUGGAUCGGGCAAGACCUUGCUGGCCCGGACACUAGCCACCGUGCUCGAUGUUCCGUUUUCAGUAAGCGACGCGACAUCAUUCACGCAGGCCGGAUAUGUGGGAGACGACGUUGACAUGUGUAUACAACGACUCUUGCAAGCCGCAAAUUGGGAUCCAUUUCGUGCCAGCAUGGGUAUUGUGUACAUUGAUGAGAUUGACAAGGUGGCGAGGAAGGUAGGCAGCGGAGGCCUCGAAGGCAGCCGUGACGUUGGAGGAGAGGGUGUACAACAAGCCCUGCUCCGUAUGAUGGAGGGUUCUACGGUCACAGUCCAAGCGAAGGGUUCCCCGGCUGCGCUGCCACCGACGAGUGGCGAUAGUCGGUCGAGAGCUGGUCAGCGAAAUCCUAAUCUAGCUAGCCCUCGACCUGAGGCAUACUCCAUCGAGACCAGCAACAUACUCUUCAUUCUGAGUGGCGCAUUUGUCGGCUUGGACAACAUCAUCAAACGGCGCGUGGCCAAAGGAUCUAUAGGCUUUACUGCCCCUCUUUCCUCUUCAUCGGAAACGCGAGGCAAUGGCCAGAUGCCUUUCUUCACGCCGAAUACCGAGGCUGUACCAAACAUGCUGGACCACAUUGAGCCUGAAGAUCUCGUCCAAUAUGGAUUCAUCCCAGAGUUCAUAUCUCGAAUGCCCUCUAUGACAACACUAUCACCGCUGAGCAUUUCAGAUUUACGGAGAAUCCUCACGGAAGUCAGAGGAUCGCUUGUAUCGCAGUAUACAGCGCUGUUCGGCUACUCAGGCAUCGAGAUCAGGUUUACCAGUCAAGCACUGGACGAGAUAUGCCAGAAGGCCUUCCAACGAGGUGGUGGCGCAAGAGGCCUGCGUGGUAUUAUGGAAUCAUUAUUGCUGGAACCGAUGUAUGAAGCACCAGGAUCUUCGAUUCGUCACGUCCUCAUUGGUGGCGCUGUGGCGCGUGGUGAGCAGCCACCACAGUAUUGGAGUAAAGGCGAGGCGACUGCUUUCUGGGCGGCUUGGGCAACAGAGGAAGAACAGUAUCCAAGUGGGUCGCGAUAGUUAAGGAUGUCUCGAUGGCAUCGGACAGACUACUGUAACGUCUCUUGUACUGUGUGGCGCCUCCAUUGAAUUGUCCGUCACUGAUUCGGGCCUCCUCACACGAGCGC
Molecule: messenger RNA, 1766 nt
Organism: Fomitopsis serialis
Lineage: Eukaryota; Fungi; Basidiomycota; Agaricomycetes; Polyporales; Fomitopsidaceae
Product: P-loop containing nucleoside triphosphate hydrolase protein
Exons: 17
Coding region: 175-1659 (494 amino acids)
Biological process (GO): protein catabolic process; proteolysis
Cellular component (GO): mitochondrial matrix
Molecular function (GO): ATP binding; ATP hydrolysis activity
Source: RefSeq, a predicted model, not a curated record